Miscanthus lutarioriparius is the source of this 1200-nucleotide messenger RNA. The record is from the annotation of a GenBank genome assembly. NCBI's taxonomy places the organism in Eukaryota, Viridiplantae, Streptophyta, Magnoliopsida, Poales, Poaceae.
AUGGCGCAUGCUGGCGCGGUCGGUCAGCCCCAACCGACCAGCCCCCAAGUCCCAGGACAGGCUGACGCCGCUGACAGUUGUAGAAUGGAAAAAAAAUUUGCUAAGAAAGAUGCUUCUACUCAUACUGCUUCUACUCAAGAGAGUCGGGUUGUGCAAAAAAGACCCCGCAUUGAGCUUGAUAUGAAUGAUAUAGUUGCAGAUCCAGGUCUUAGAAAGCCAAUUGAUGAAUUCCACCAUGAUAUUAGGGAUGAUGCUAGGAGAGCAUAUUUACAGAUGAGUCCAUAUCAACCAAAUUGUGAGUAUGAAAGAACAGCGGUGCUUCUUGCAAGAGAAAAGAUCAACUUCUCCAAAAACACCAUGAUACUCUUGUUCAAAGAAUUAGAUAGUGGUGAAAUAACUCUGGGAGAGGGAAAAACCAAGAAACUAGUCUUGCUAGGCACGGUGAUAUACGAUGGGGUACACAUCACAAAAAAAUUAGUACGUCUUAUGCUCAUGUGGGAACUCGUGCUUGAGGUGUUAGAGAAUAUUAGUGAUGAUGAAAGAUCAACUCAACUAUUGAGAUGUGUUGCUUGUCUUGAUCCGACAAAUGAGUUUGCCAACUUUGAGAUAGAGAAAUUAGUUGAGCUUGCUAAGAUUUAUUAUGCUGACUUUAGUGAUUAUGAAUGUGAAAAGCUAAGAACUGAGCUUGAAAAUUUCAUGGAUGAAGUCAAACAUGAUGAAGAAUUUUGCUCUUGUAUUGAUCUUGGUGGCCUUGCUGAGAAGAUGGUUAAAACUGAUAGACAUACAUAUUUUCCUUUGGUGUAUCGCCUCAUUGAGCUUGUAUUGAUAUUGCCCGUGGCAACAGCAACAGUUGAAAGAGCCUUCUCUGCUAUGAAUAUUAUCAAGACCGACAGGAGGAAUAAAAUGAAUGAUGAUUGGAUGAAUAAUAGCAUGAUAUGCUAUAUUGAGCGGGAUUUGUUUGCAUCCAUUGAAGAUGAUAAAAUUUUAAAGCGCUUUCAAGGCUUAAGAAACCGUAAGAUAAACUUGCCACCCAAGGUCCCAAGCACCCGUGCCCUCUACUCCCUUGCUAUCCACUUCGCCGGGGCCGUCUGUGGCCAUGGUCGUGGUGUCCUGAAGGAUGAGCAUGAGAGAGAGGAAAUGGGAAGAGGAAGACGAGAGGAAUUUGGUCCAAAUAUUCUGAUAAAUGCAUCGAAUGGAUAA